Messenger RNA from Adelges cooleyi (spruce gall adelgid), 2176 nucleotides. RefSeq lists its product as uncharacterized. NCBI's taxonomy places the organism in Eukaryota, Metazoa, Arthropoda, Insecta, Hemiptera, Adelgidae. The transcript has 13 exons. The record is from RefSeq and is a predicted model, not a curated record. Bases 16 to 831 code for a protein of 271 amino acids.
CAGCUGUGUAAAUAAAUGCACAAUAAAUAUUCGGUGGAACAUAAACCCAUCCAUAAGUCGCGAGAAGGAAAUUUAGUUUCAAAAGCUGAUCAAGUCGGUUAUUGCCUAAGAAAUUCUAUCCGGUCAACAAUUUUAAUAAAAAUGAAAUUUUUCUGUUUUUUAAUAUCAUUUGUCUUUGUAAUUGUUUCGGCAUUUGAUGAAGCGGAUUAUAAGAAGGAAGUUUAUAUCACAAAUGUAGCUAUCGGGAGUGCUUGGAAUUAUGGAUUGGAGCAUGUAAUUGAAACAAUGGUUAAUGAUAACGAUUCUUACAAGUGUUUCGCCAAAAUUAAUUUCAUGAUCGCUUUACCGGACCACCCAGAAAUUGUCAACGAAAUACCGGAAGAUUUAGACCUUGACGAAUUGAGAAAAUCCAUGCAUUACCAGUUUAUGAUGCGAUUAGAAAUAAAACACACAUUAAGAAAUGAGUAUCCUGAAGUUGAUAAAGACAAAGAUUUUAGAAGCCUAAAUUUAACCACUCUUGCAGAAGAACGAAGACGUCGUGUUGUCCCAUCUUUAAAAAAUAUAUUCAGACGUGUAUUUGAUGGAUCUCUGGAUCAUGUCCGUGGUGAUGUCUCUUUAAUGCGGAUGUGUCGUUUGAUAGGACUGUACAUAAGUACAACAAUUCCCACAAACUACAUUAAACGUCUCAACAUUGAACCCUUUACUAGUACUUGUAUCCUAUGGGAUGGAAUUAUGUUCAAAAGAUACAGAAAAAUUAAUGACGUAUGGUGGCAAAUAGACUUGGUUAACACCAACGGUAGAGUACAGCUACUCGAAGAACAGUUAAGAUGAUUUUUACCAGGAAUCAAUGCGCUUUACUCGCGAUUACGGUUAACAUUCUACCUUGUUGUCGAUGAUAAUAGAUGAUAUAAAUUUUAAGGACAGAUCUGCUUUCUCACUUUUGUUAUUGGGCCUAAAAUAUGUACAUAAGACAAUUUAAACUACUGAUAGAAAAUAAAGAGAAAUUUGAAUAUACACGUGUAAGUAUAAAACAUUAGUCGAUUUCUUUGGAAAGACUCUAAGACUUAUUCAAACUGGAUUAAGAUAAAAUUUUUAUCUGUAAAAGUUACAAUGAACAGCUCAAGUCUUCUACUAACAAAAAUGUGGUUUAAAAACAAUGCAAAUAAAAUACAUAUAACAUACAUUUUUUGCUGUAUAAAUUGUAAACAUAUGGUUUUGUGUUUGGUGUUUUGGUAUAUCAUGACAAUUAAGUUUAAACUUUAAAGUGCAUUUUGUACUUAUAACCCUAGUAGUCGAUUCUAUCGAAGUUCAAAAUAAAAUAAAAUUGUCAACUAUAAUGAAUAUUAUAAUUGUACUAAUAUAAAUAAAACAUUAAUUGUUUGUUUUUCACAUGGACAAUUGACAUCGAAAAUUUUCCAAUUUCAAGGAAAUACAUUUAAGUGAGCAGAACAUUUGGUAAAAGUGUGGUGAUGAAGAAAUUAUUCUAACAAUUAUAUGAUUCUAAAAAUUCGAAAAUUUACUAAAAUAUCAAUUUCUUAGGGUUGGUUAAAAAAAUAAAAAUGUACGUUAUUCAAAUUUUAGUAUUCCAAUAUUAAGCUGUUGCAAAUUUUUAAUAUUUGUAACCUUUGAAACAUGUUUUGUAGCCCAAAAUUGUAUCACGAAAUUUCCAACAAAAAAAUACCUUAAAUAUAUUUUAUUUAUUUAAGUGUUUUCAACAAAUUUUGGCAUAGUGAAAACGUAAAUAGGCCCAAUUAUAAAUUAAAUUUCAAUUGCAAUUCUCUACUGUAAACAUUAGAUACAUGGAUGAUUGUUAUGACUAAUAAGAACAUAGUCUAAACACUGCGUUGAAGUAAUGCAUGAUCUCCAUAAAUCCUAUUAUAUAAAAAAAAACAAAUUAAUUAAUUAACCAGCUGUAAAAAUAAACGAACAUAGGUAAACUGCAAAUUCUGAUUUUACGGUCGAAUUUAAAAGCUCAUCCAUAAGUCGCAAGAAGAACAUUUAGUUUCAAAAGCUGAUCAAGUCGUUUAUUGUCUAAGAAAUUCUAUCAGCUCAACAGUUUUGGUAAGUCCAACUCUAACUACAAUACAGUAGUGAAAAAAGUCAAUUUUUGCAACCGUUUUCAAAAUAACUUACUAAAGUAGCGUCUUGGUGUAUACAAACCUAAAGUGAAAACAAA